UUAAAACGGUUGGAAUAAAGUAGUGUUUAUACACUGCGAAUUGUAGCUAGCUAGUUGUACUGAGAUUUCUCUAAACAGUCAGAUUAGAGUAGCCACUCCUCCGUUAGCAUACGGAUGCUGGCAAUCAUCAUUCAUUGCUAACAACAGUUAGCUAGCGUUUCGCGAUGAUGGCUGGGGACUUGCAAGGUUUUGCGCUAGAAAAAGCCGAACUGCUUUCCAGCCGUUUAAAGGAGCUCCUGUCUUCGGGACAAGGAUAUGUUCGGACUCAGUUCGGGGUGGAUUUGGGUCUGAAGCCUGAUGUGUACCCGACGUGGGUCAUCCUGUCUACGGCCUCGAUGGGUCUCCUGCUGCUACUCUGUCUGUCCUGGGCUGCCGUCUGUGGCGGUCUGUUUGUCGGGAAAAAGCGGGGAUCCCCGGUCACCCAAGGCAACGGUGAGCCUGGCAAGGCCAAUUUAGCUAAAACUGCAAAACCGGAAGAACAGAAGAAGAGGAACAAAAAGAAAACGCUUGAAAAGAACACUCAGUCCAAUGGACAACCAGUGGCUGUAGCUCAAGAGGAAGUUACAUUGACAGAGGUAGUUUCCAAGCUGGCCCCGCAGAUCAAAACCAAGAAGGUGCAUGAGGUACAGGCCCCAGUGCAGGUGAAAAAGAACAAGAAGAAAACCAAGACAGUUGUGAAACCAGUCCAGCAUGUUUCUACAAAUGAUGGGAAGGAACCUGAUGAUGGUGCAUGGGAGACCAAAGUCAGUAACCGAGAGAAGAGGCAGCAGCGCAGGAAGGACAAGGGCCCUGAGGACUCUGGUGGCCCAGGAGGGGUGGAUGCUUCCAAGAGCAUUGUGGAGGCACCUGUGGCCACAGUCCCUACCAACACCAAGAAGAACAGAGGAAACCAUGAGUCCCUGCAUCCAAGAACCGCUGGAAAGGUGGAGACAGCCAGUGGAGCUGUGUCCUCCAGCUGGAGAGAGGAGCCUUCAGUCAGUGCUGGAGGUUGGACUCAUGUCAACAUGUCUGUGAAGAUCCCCCCUCAGGUGGGUGCUAUGGAGGGGACCAAGUGGAGUGCCAUACCCACGGCUGCACAUUACAGGGCUCCACCCAAGCCUCAGUCCUGGAGACAGGAGACGCAAGCAUGGAGUGGCAUUGAUGGUCGGAUAAAGAAUGACCUCAACCCUGUGACCUUCUCCAUGCUGGGACGAAACACCACAGACCCAAUAUCAAAUUCAAUGGAGCUGCAGUGGUCACGGUGCCCUGAUGUUGAUGAUGAAUGGUCUGGACUAAAUGGGGUGGCAGCAGUGGACCCCAGCUCUGACUGGAAUGCCCCAGAAGAGCACUGGGGAAACUAUGAAGAGCCCCCUGUGUUGGUGACCCCAGCGCCUCCAUUGAAAGAACAGCAUGUCCCCAACAAGCCGGUAUUGGAGGAUGAGAAGGACACUCACGAUCCGUCCGGUGGAGCAGCCAAAUCCAAGAAGAACAGGAAAAAGAAGAAGAAAACAGAAGAGGAGGCUGCAUCUGAGGCUCAGACGGUGAGCACAGUGCCCCUGGUCAGUACAGUACCCAAACCCCAAGGGCCUCCUGAGCUGGCCUCCAAAAAGCAAAAUCCCAGCAUAUCCUCCUCUCAGAAGAAAUCUGAGCAGAUUGUGGAGCCUCUGAAGCCCUCCCUAAAGAAAAAGGUCCGAAGGGAAACAUGAAGUCACACAGGUCCAUACACAGCAUAUGCAAAUGAUUGUAAAAUGUGUCACAUGCAAUAAUUACCAGGUACCAAGUUUCUUUCUGAGAUACAUUAACAGGUUAUCAGUUGCUGAAACAAAAAGAAAACAAGCAGUGGAUAUCACCUGCUUGGCUAAAUAUAGUGAUGAAAUGUGGUCCUGUGGACUAAAAUCUUAACUAAUUUGCACUAUUUGCUACACUGCAACUGAAUGGAGUUUCAGGGGAGGACUUGCAGUGGAGGUACAUGUUCAUGUAAUUAUUUUUUAUGGCAUCAAAAGGUUUUUUUUUUCCCUCCAAGAGUGUAUGUUUAUAAUUAUUAACCCAAAAAUACAAACGGGUUUCAUUUUAUUUUUUGUUAUAUGAAAAAUUGAAGUGUAAGAGAAGAAUACAUUUUUGCUCCCCAGAAUAUUGCACUUUGUUUUGUUUGCCAUGCUUCUGCCCCUAUAUCAACUGUCAAUUACUAAAAUUUGUGGGAGCAGGCUACAUGUGAGGGCUGGUCUCAGAUCAGGAUAAAUUCAGAUUUUUUUUCAAUUCUCUCUCAGUAGAAGUAGUAUGUAAAUUAAGAUAGUUAGGGGUUGCUGUAAUCAUCCCCCUUCUUCGUACUGCCCAUUAAGUGAUAACCUCAGAGCAACCAAAUGCAAUGUAGAAAUGGGGGACACAAAUCUGCAUUCCUCAUUUUGUGCAAAAAUACAUUCUAAAGUAGAUCUGAUGCUAAUAUGAGGGUGGCUGUAGCUAAGUGAGUAAUAGUGUCCAAAUAGAUGGAUAUUUACCAAAGGAAUGGUCUGUUUGGUACAAAAUUCUGUCUUUGUUUCCCUGCGUUUUCUUGCUGAGGUGUAAGGUCACAUAUAGGUUUGUUGCCAUGACAAAAGCCUGACUAUAAACCUACACAUGACUGCCAGGACAAAGGUUUGAUUUGGCUAUUCUCAGACUGCUGAAGCCUCAUGUUAGUUUUGGCUGAACUUUAGGCGGCACUUUUGCACAGCAAAAAUGCAUUUUGUACUUUACAUUGUAGUCACUCUAUGAAGGUAUCAUUACACAGCCUGUAUGGGCAGGAGAAAUGAUUACAGCAACCUAUAUCUCUUUCAACGAACAAAUUACAUGCAACUGUUGUGUUAAGAUAACUUUGCCUAUCCUCUAAAGUGAUAUCUCCCUAAAUCUGUCCUUUGGCUGUGUGGUUUAUAAAAGCUACUUUAUGAAGAAUGGCAGCUGUUAUCAGGUUGUUUCACACAAAAAAAAAAAGAAAUGUGGCCAUUCUCCACAACCACUCCUGCAGUGUAAUCCACCUCUUCACUGUCCAUCUGUGUGGUAGUAUGUUCCAACAUUUCAUUAUUAUGCCAAAAUAUGGUUAAAUACACUACUGCCUGAGCUUCAGAGCGGUGGGGAAAUCGAGAGACACUGAAGCAGUGUAUUUAACUGUUCAGAGCACACUACCAGCUGAACAGUUACUGAUUCAUCACUUAUGGAUCAGAUCAGAUCAUUUCUUUAAAGACUACUCUAAAUGAGAAAUGUGGACGUUGGAUUCAUACUGAAUUGUUGAUAACUGUUAUGUAGAGAGCACAGUAACUGAUAUGAACCACCAGGAGGCACUGUAAUGUGAAUUAAAGGAGUAGUGGGACUAUCCCACAAAGCAGUAGCACUAUUAAGUAUUGUCCCUCUACUUUUAUUAUUCUAAGUAUAUCUUUAUCUGACUAGACUGUGCAUUGAUUUUCGAGAGACUUAAUGGUCCCUUCUGCACUCUUAUCUGAUUUUUAAAGUAUUUUUUCUUCCAGUUAUUUGUGCUAGAAAAAGCCAUGCCAUAUGUACAGAUUGUAAGGGCUUUUUCCAGUUAUGUGAUUGCUCUGUGCAAAAGGCUGUAUUGAGCGCCUUUUGAUGUUGAUGAAUUGUUUUUUUACUAACUUUUUGCAGAAUGUGUCAUUUCUUUUGGUUUGACCUGACUUCCAGGAUUUAUGAUGGCGGCUUUUUGUUUUUCAUUAAUUGAGAAUGAAGACAUACAUAGCGAUAUGAUACAGAGCAGCUUUAAUUUCACAAUAAAGUUGGUUUUAAACAAAACACACACACAAUAACACAUUUAUAAAAGGAAUUUAAUUCCACUGCCUUAACCUGUAGUUGUAUAGAAAAUGCAUUGACAUCCUUUUUUAUAGUUUCCAACCAAUUGCAAGUUUUGAUGUCAGAAAGUAAUUUCAUCUUGCAUGACUUUGAUAAUAGUACUUGUGUACAUGAAAUGAAAGAUGUCUUGCUUUUACUCUAAGUACUUGGUCCUGGAGUACCACUCAGCAUAUAUAUAAUUUAAUAGCUUUUUUUAAUGAUCAAAUUGCAGCUUUUCUGUGGGCAUCCAAUUUAGUGGACAUUAACAGGAGUCUGUUGUAGUCAAAGAGCCUUUGUGCAUCAAGGUGUUGAUCAGCUGGUGGUGAUGAAUAGUUGUUAGUAAAGCUAAUAGAACAAAAUAAUAUGUCGCUGUGGCUUCAGGCAGGCCUUUUUGUUUACUGAUGAUUCAAAUGGAUUCAAUUAAUGUAUUUAUAUACUUGUCUCCAGGACAUGGUUAUGUGAAUGAUUUUGUUUAUUGAGGAGAUACAAAUGAUAUUUCUAUGUUUGUUAAAAAUGAAAAAUAAAUGAGAAUUGCUUGAUAU
Sander lucioperca (pikeperch) is the source of this 4331-nucleotide messenger RNA. It is a transcript of the gene mtdha, whose product is annotated as metadherin a. The coding region runs from base 165 to 1685 and encodes 506 amino acids. The record is from RefSeq and is a predicted model, not a curated record. Lineage: Eukaryota; Metazoa; Chordata; Actinopteri; Perciformes; Percidae. Gene Ontology annotation, cellular component: nucleus. Gene Ontology annotation, biological process: negative regulation of apoptotic process; regulation of transcription by RNA polymerase II; positive regulation of canonical NF-kappaB signal transduction. The transcript has 12 exons. Gene Ontology annotation, molecular function: transcription coregulator activity.